This is a messenger RNA of Aspergillus saccharolyticus JOP 1030-1, 396 nucleotides long. RefSeq lists its product as uncharacterized. Lineage: Eukaryota; Fungi; Ascomycota; Eurotiomycetes; Eurotiales; Aspergillaceae. Bases 1 to 396 code for a protein of 131 amino acids. The transcript is spliced from 2 exons. The record is from RefSeq and is a predicted model, not a curated record.
AUGAAGCUGUCGAGAAGCCACAUUCGCACCCUCACCGUUCUUGAUCUACCAUGCGAGAUUUUGUUCAUGAUUCUGGGGCAUUUUCGGGACUCUGAAGAUUCCGGAGAGAAUGCGGAUGAGGGCCGACUGCAGCGGCAGACUAUGCUUAGUGCGAGGUUGGCGUGUCGGGUUUCGGGUGCUGUGGGUAGCCCCGGCAUGGGAGACCCGGGACUCGCAAAUGGUCUCGCAAUCGCAGAUCCAGAUCGUCUUAUAAUUUUUGACUUGACACAGGGACCCCAGCCCGCCGCAGUAAUGCUUUUCGUCGGCCUCAAGGGAGGUCUCCUCGUCCUCAAGAAUUUGGAUCUUCAGAGGAUUGGCGAGGAUGCAGGUGAUGAGGAUGGGAAGGAGGAAGAAUGA